Galeopterus variegatus (Sunda flying lemur) is the source of this 1990-nucleotide messenger RNA. RefSeq names its product leucine rich repeat containing 10B (gene LRRC10B). The record is from RefSeq and is a predicted model, not a curated record. NCBI's taxonomy places the organism in Eukaryota, Metazoa, Chordata, Mammalia, Dermoptera, Cynocephalidae. Gene Ontology annotation, molecular function: protein binding. The transcript has 3 exons. Bases 1 to 879 code for a protein of 292 amino acids.
AUGGGCAAGCUGCUGGGCAGUGGACGGGGCCGGGGCGGGGCCAAGCCCGAGGGCCCCUCCAAUCCUCAGACUCCUGGGUGCCCGGUUUCUUCUUCUUGGACCCGCGGAUCUGGGGCCACUGGAGGAGUAGACAGCGUCGGACGUCGGGUCUCGGUGCCAGCGCAGUGCCAGGUUUGCCGGGAGCGGACCCCUCAGGCUUGUGCUGGUCCCCGGGGCGGGAAGGAGGGACCGGCGGGGGGCGGGCUCGGGCGCCGGGACCCCGCUGGGGUGGUGCCGUGNCGCCUCUCCCUGGGCGGCACCCGGCUGCUGGCGCUGCCCGCCGACUUCGCGCAGCUGCAGAGCCUGCGCUGCCUGUGGAUCGAGGGCAACUUCCUGCGGCGCUUCCCGCGGCCGCUGCUGCGCCUGGUGGCGCUGCAGUCGCUGCAGAUGGGCGACAACCGGCUGCGCGCGCUGCCCGCCGAGCUGCCGCGCAUGACGGGCUUGCGCGGCCUCUGGCUCUACGGCAACCGCUUCGAGGAGUUCCCGCCCGCGCUGCUGCGCAUGGGCCGCCUGCACAUCCUCGACCUCGACCGCAACCGCCUGGGCGGCUUCCCCGACCUGCACCCGCUGCGCGCCCUGCGCGUCUUCUCCUACGACCACAACCCGGUCACUGGGCCCCCGCGCGUCGCCGACACCGUCUUCCUCGUGGGCGAGGGCGCCGUCGAGCGCAUGGCCGAGCGCGACGAGCCCACGCCCAGGCCGCCUCCCCGGCGCCCGGCGCGAGCCUUUGAGGACGAGGAGGAAGAGGACCUGCUCAUAGGGAGCGCUGGCUCCCGGGCUCUGGGGCCCCCCGGAGGCAGCCUCCGCGCCCUGGAAGGCGCUCCAGGACUGGGCACCUGAGUCUGUGCUCUGGGUGAUGGGCUUCUGCCAUUCUGGAAGGGGAGGCUCUGGGAAGCUGUGGCUACCUAGGUCUGGUGGGCUCCGAUUUGGGGCAGUGGAGGGGCCGCUUUGGGCCAGCUGCCCGGCACAGGCAGGCCUGGGGGCCAUCUUCAGACACUUCUCGGUAGUAAGAAGACUGCUCCCUGGCUGAUCUGUGGGCAGUCGUCAGACCAAGAAGUUUGGGCUCCAAGAAGAGGCACUGACAACACAGCAGAGGUGCCAGCUUCCUCUCCGGACCAGGGUCACCGCUGUCCAUGGAAUCGUCACUUCUCACUGAGCCUGGAUGCCCAGGGCACCCACCACCUCCUUCCUCCUGCGGUUUGGAUCUCGUGGGCCCACCCUGCCUGGUGCAAGAGCUGCUACCUCUGGGGUGGACUGUGUGCCCGUGAGGUAGAACUGCCCUUGGGAGGAGGGCCUGGCCCAGAGGUGCAAGUGCCAGCACAGAAGUGGGAAACUAAGAUUGGGGCCCUAACACCUCAGCUGCCCUCACCCCUCCACCCGGGCUUGUGGAACAUGCCUCCCUCCCCAGACCCCCUAAGAUUUGUAUGGGACACAGAAGGCAGGGUCUCCUCCCCUUCCUUUUCUUCUGUUCUCUUUUCCCAGCAAGUGCCUGAAAUCUUGCUGGGAAAAGAGAGCUGUCCCUCCCCUUCCCCACAGCCUGAGCCUUCCAGCUGUCAAGUUUGAAAAGAAGCCACUGUGCCUCCAAGGCCUCCUGCACCGAAGAGAGGGGCUCUCUGCUCUGGGAAGCUGCUCCAGCUCCUCUCCCACUGCCUGCACUCUCCAUUCCCUUAAAUGGGCACAGCCAGGGUGGCUGGCACGGCGUGGUUCAUGGGACGGGCACUAUGUGCCUCCAAUCCGUCACCGGGGACAACUUCCAGGGUGUGAGGAGACAGGCCUUGCUCUGCAGUUCCCAGGGCCAGAUUGUUCCCAUCCAAGCAAUAACAGGAGGAGAGGGUCAGGGCCGAGGACACUCAGGGACACUGCCAGGGACAGGGGCCCCACAUGGUAGUGUUUUCUUUAGGAAGAAAAAAAAAAUGGCUGUAAACAUAAAUUAUAUUUCUUGGAGAAAGAA